This is a messenger RNA of Penaeus monodon (black tiger shrimp), 891 nucleotides long. RefSeq names its product inositol-tetrakisphosphate 1-kinase-like. Lineage: Eukaryota; Metazoa; Arthropoda; Malacostraca; Decapoda; Penaeidae. Gene Ontology annotation, molecular function: inositol-3,4,5,6-tetrakisphosphate 1-kinase activity; inositol-1,3,4-trisphosphate 5-kinase activity; ATP binding. Gene Ontology annotation, biological process: inositol trisphosphate metabolic process. The record is from RefSeq and is a predicted model, not a curated record. Gene Ontology annotation, cellular component: cytoplasm.
UUAUUGUUAAUGGAAAAAAUGUCAGAAGUUCAGAUUGGCAGAGUUGCAGGCUGAAUGCAAACGGCGGGGAAUUAAACUUGUAAAGCUUGAUUUGAGCCGCCCCAUUGAAGAUCAAGGUCCCUUUGACCUCAUGCUGCACAAGCUGACUGCUCUCUACGCCCAAGCUCUCAAUAAUGACCCAAAGGCUCUACUUGCAAUCAAGAGGGUUGAAAAGUACAUUAGUGAAAAUCCCAAAACCUUCAUAAUGGAUCCCAUCCCUGGGGUAUGUCAGCUUCUCCAAAGGGACCAGACUUACCAUCUUUUGCAACAGUGCACCAAGGAGGAUGAUAAAGUUUUCACUCCUACUUAUGCCAAGCUGACAACCACAGAUAUUCAGUUAAACAAAAAAAUGCUUGCUGAAGCCAGUGUGACUUUCCCUAUGGUUUGUAAGCCGGUUACUGGAGGUGGGACUAAGGAAGCCCAUGAGAUGGAUGUGGUAUUUAAUGAGGCUGGCAUUGCUGAGUGCACUUUGCCUUGCAUUGCCCAGUCUUUUAUCAACCAUGGAGCAGUUCUGUACAAAUUGUUUGUAUUGGGACCUGUUUGGUUUGUGGUGGUUCGUCCAUCACUGAAAAACUUCUAUGCAGGAGGAUUGUGACAGUUCUUCGUGAUGCACUGAAAAUGGAUCUUCUAGGUAUAGAUGUUGUUAUUGAAAGCAGUACUGGCAGAUAUGGCAUUAUUGAUGUUAAUGCAUUCCCAAGUUAUGAUUCAGUGCCUAACUUAAUGAAGCACUUGGUGGACCUUCUAAUCAUGAGAAUGGAGCCAGUUUCAAGGAUACCUGAAAAUAGCCAGACAUCAGGUCUUCUUGCUUCACCCGAAUUACCUCAGGAAGAUUCUGGUGUCGACACAGGAUAG